AUGGUCUCCAUGGGAGAGCCAGGAGCCAACGGCAUCGAGCGGCUCUCUUCAGCUACAUCGACAGUCAACAACGCGUCGACCACGACCAUCUCUCCAACAUCUACGGCGACGAAUAACGCCCAGUUGACGAGGAAACCUAACGAGGCGGCUUCGGAUCAGAAUGCGAGCGACAACUCCUCAGGAAGACAGUACACCUCUCCGGUCUGCGGGUUGCAGCUCGAUAUAAAACCAGAAGUUUUGGCUGAGGUCAAAGUCGAGCAAGCCGAGGCUCAGUCCGAGAAGAGCCAUCGGAAGCAUUCUGAAAAAGCUCACCGCGAACGGCACAAAGAUGAAAAUCGACAGAAAGGCAGUUACAGGUCAUCUAAGGAUGGAUCUUCCCGAUGUUCUCGGUGUAAACGCCGACUGCAAAAAAUGCGCAACUGUAGCAUACAGUGCAAACGGGACCGGAGUACGCUGCCGCUGAAAAUAGAACCCAAAGGUCUGCAGACGGCGCGCUUCCCGGAAACCCUGGAAUACGAUCAUUACAAGUUCGGAAGGUUCUUCCGACGGGAGCGUCAUUCGAACGGCGGCGCAGACAUCCUGCAUCUUUAUUUCGAUGAAAUCCAACACCUGAACCCGGAAGAGAUGCAACGACUUGUGAAGGAGUACCUGAAAGAGACUUUCCGUGAAUCGACGCAAGGCUGCGCAAAAUACGUAGUGUCGGUGGUCCACAACGGAGCAUCGUACAUGCCAGACCUCGUCGACUAUUUCGCUGCGACACAUCCUCAAAUGAAAGUCAAAUGCGGAAUACUUGGCAGACAAAGUGACAUCGAGACAACCACCAUGCGCGAAUUCAAGGAUCUCGUAGAACGCACGUACAGUUGCGGUACUUAUCGCGCCGGACCCCUGCAUCAGAUCUCUGUGGUGGGAACAGCCCAGGAGGAGACGGGGGGCUUCUUUCCCGAUUUCCUGAAAAUGUUGGAGCAGAGCCCCUUCUUGAAACCGACAAUGCCGUGGGGCUCGUUAUCUGUCGAACAAUUCGACCCCCGGCACAGCAAUGACGGUCCAAUUGUUUGGGUCCGCCCGGGUGAACAAAUGGUUCCGACAGCCGAAGUCAAAGGAUCUCCGAUGAAACCGACUCGCAAAGAACUCAAGAACCUUUAUUACCAACCUCUGCGUUCGACGGAGCCCCGUGAGAUAUUUUUCGAGGACCGAACGAAGGCGCACGCGGACCAGGUUGGUCAGGGUCUUGACAGAAUGACGACGGCUGCCGUGGGGAUCCUCAAAGCUGUCAACGGGGAGAGAUGGUGCAAUCGUGUUACCAAGGAUGUGGUGGCGUUCCAUGCUAGCGACUAUUUGUCUCUGGUGGAGAAAUUGCAGCUGGACCUGCACGAGCCUCCUGUCUCUCAGUGCAUACAGUGGGUUGAAGACGCCAAACUCAAUCAACUACGCAGAGAAGGGGUUCGCUAUGCAAGAGUGAAUCUCUGUGACAAUGAUAUUUAUUUCCUUCCUCGCAAUAUCAUCCACCAGUUCCGCACGGUGACCGCCGUGGCCAGCAUAGCCUGGCAUCUUCGCCUCCGGCACUACUACCCCUCAGCGGAAACCGCACCGCUGACGGCGAAGACCACGUCGAGCUCAUCAGCCGAGUCGAAGGACUCCGAGGAAACUCCGAUGGAAAUCGAGGUCAAAUAGCGUGGU
Messenger RNA from Galendromus occidentalis (western predatory mite), 1677 nucleotides. RefSeq names its product lysine-specific demethylase 9. NCBI's taxonomy places the organism in Eukaryota, Metazoa, Arthropoda, Arachnida, Mesostigmata, Phytoseiidae. The coding region runs from base 1 to 1671 and encodes 556 amino acids. The transcript is spliced from 5 exons. Gene Ontology annotation, cellular component: nucleus. The record is from RefSeq and is a predicted model, not a curated record.